UCAGCGGCCAUGGCUCACGGGCCCAGCCGCUCCGCGGCAUGUGGGAUCCUCCCAGACCGGGGCACGAACCCGUAUCCCCUGCAUCAGCAGGCGGACUCUCAACCACUGCGCCACCAGGGAAGCUUCUCAAGCUUUAUUUCUUCUUUAAAGGUCAACAUAGGCCACAGUGAUCUCAUCCUACUCUGAAUUAACAUCACUUAUUAUCUGGUUAUCUAAUAUUAGUACUAGUUUAUAAAUGUUAAUAGUAAAUGGCACUUAUUACUUACACUUGAGGUGGCUUGAACAAUGGUGGUAUAUUUAACACAAAUAAAUUAUGACUGGUUUUAAAGAACAUACGAAUGGUUAGUUAUAGAAGAUAUCUGGCAUUCUGGCUAUCAGGAAAGAGAUGGAAGAGUUCUCUGAAGAUACAAUCAGCUCUUUUUGGCAAAAAGACAUCAAAAAUAGGAUUAGAGACAAAAACAAAAUGCUUAGCUUAAACCAAGGAAGACAGCAUUAAGUCCAGUCACUAUACCUCAUCAGUAACAGGAGCAUGAGACCAUUUAUUACCAUUUUCCAUCCUGUACUGCUACACCACUUCCCCUACUGCAUUAUAGCGGGCUAUAUGCAGCCCAAGAUUCCCUUUUCUCUACAGAUUAGUGACCCUUUGUGGAAAGAGGUUCCUGCUCUAUCAUACAAUAAGAUUAAGCAGAUUGCCAAGGAUCUGAAAUACUUCCUUCAAUGGAGGAAUCACAGAUAGAGGCAGUAACAUCUUCUUGACUUUGCCAUGCAUACAAUGGAUGCUCACUAAAACCCAACCUGUCCCCUUAACAUGUAAACUCCACAGAGCAAGGACAGUGUGUAGUGUGUUCACUGUUGUAUCUCCAGUGCCUGACUCACAGUAGUUGAUGAUACAUAUUUUACUAAUGAAGAGUUAAUACAUAGUAUUAGAUGAAGACAACAAUACACCGAAGAAAAGUUUAAUAUUUUGUUCUACAAUAUAUCUGUUUUUGAGAGAGGUAAUCAUCUUUAUUUUAGAUUCCCCCUUUCCUACUGCAUCUGUUGUGCAGUGAGGACAAAGUUAAGGAAGUGACCAAAAUGGAUCAUAAACAUAAAUAGACCUAAAUGUGAAAGUCAAAACUAUAAAACUUCUGGAUAUAGAGGAAAACACAAGAGAAAAUCUUUGUGACUUUGAUUUCUUAUGCAGGGCACAAAAAGGACUAACUAGACAAGAAAAAAGUAUGAAGUUACACCUUCACCAAAAUUUAAUACUUCUGCUCUUCCAAAGACACCGUAGAGAAAAUAAAAAUGCAAGCCACUGAAUGUGAGGAAAUAUUUUCAAUUCAUAUACUCACAAAGGACUUGUAUCCAGAAUAUUUUAAAACCUUUAUAAUGAAAAGAAUAUAUAAAGAACUCUUACAAUGCAAUAACAAGAAGCCAAACACUCUAAUUCUUUAAAUGCGCAAAAGAUUUAAAAAGACUUCACCAGAUAUAAGAUACAGGUGGCAACUAAGCACAUGAAAAGAUGUUCAGUAUCAUUAAUCGCUGAGAAAAUGCAAACUAAAACCACAAUGAGAUAUCACUACACAGCUACUAGAAUGAUGAUUUUUUUUUUUUAACUGACAAUACCAAGUGCUGAUGGAGAUGCAGAACACUGGAAUUUUCACACAAUGCUGGUAAAUGUAAAAUUGAACAGCCACUUUGGAAAAGUUUGGCAGUUUUUUCUUCAUCAAGUUAAAACCAUUCACUUACCACAGGACCUAAGAUUUCACUCCAAGGUAUUUAUCCAAGAAACGUGUACAUAUCCUCAAAGACUUGUAUAUGAACGUUCACAGCUCGAAGUGGAAAAUAACUUAAAUGUCCAUCACCAGGUGAAUGGAUAUACUAAUUGUGGUAUAUCCAACAAUGAAAUACUACUCAGCAAUAAAGGGAUGAACUAUUGGUAUACACAAAACCAUGGAUGGAUAGCAAAAACGUAAUGCUGAAUUAAAGAAGCCAUACACAGGAUACAUACCGUAUGAUUCCAUUUACACGAAGCUCUACAGUAGGCAAAACAUCUACGGUGAAAUCUGAUCAGUGGAUGUCUGGGGUGGGGUGGGCAACAGGAGAAUUUGGGGAGGGUGAGAGAAAUGUUCUACAUAUUGACUGCAGAGAUGAUUACACGGGUAUAAACAUCUGUCAAAACUCAGUGAUUACACAUUUAAAAUGUGUGCAUUGGACUUCCCUGGUGGCGCAGCAGUUAAGAAUCUGCCUGCCAAUGCAGGAGAUAGGUUCAAGCCCUGGUCCAGGAAGAUCCCACAUGCCACGGAGCAACUGAGCCCAUGCGUCACAACUACUAAGCCUGUGCUCUAGAGCCCGUGAGCUACAACUAUUGAGCCCAUGUGCCACAACUACUGAAGCCGGGGCACCUAGAGCCCGUGCUUCACAACAAAAGAAGCCACUGCAAUGAGAAGCCCAUGCACCACAACGAAGAGUAGCCCCUGCUCGCCACAACUAGAGAAAGCCCACAUGCAGCAACGGAGACCAAAUGCAGCCAAAAAUAAAAUAAAAUAUUUUAAAAAACUUUUUAAAUAAAUAAAAUGUGUGCAUCGUCUUGUCAUUUCAAUAACGUUGAAAAAAAUAAUUAUUCUGCAACAGUUAAGGAGCUAUAUAAGUCUUUUUCUGUUAUCAAUGGUAGCUGGCCAAUAAGUCAUUACAGAGGUUAAUCAGUCCAUUGUGGUAUAAGAUGAUCCUUGAUCCAUCAGCCUUCUGAAACAUACCAGAGGAAUGGAUUCUCAGACCAGCAGAAAUAGAGUAGGUCAGGGAAUUUGCUUUACAAUUCACAGAAGUUAGAGUGUGAAUUUGCACACCCUCUUGUGAUUAACUCAAGUUAAUUUCCAAAAAGUCAGGCCUAAGCUAUGUUAAGAGGUGAAGAAAGGUAUUUUUUAUCAGAAGGUUAAUGCUUCAAAAGUGAAGAAUCCCCACCGUAAGAAAACAAAAUACUUUUGGCACAUACUCUGAUUGGGGUCUGGACCUUCCAAAUACGGCAGACAGUCAUCUGGUGUGUGUGCUGGCAGGGACACAUACACGGGAGAGGGACAGGAAUGCCUCCCUGGCCACAGUCUACAUGACACAGGGGAAGAAUGGCUCCUCCAUCAGAGGAGCAGGUUGUUAGAACAGCCAGAGGGAUAAGGUUUUUAUUUGUAACUGGACUCACAAAUGUUUAUUAUGAUCAUUUUUUUAACUGUCAGUCACUGAAAAGGCUUUCUGUGCAAGCACAGGAAGGGGAGAAAGCAAAGUAAAACCUGCUAACUGCCCUCUCUACCUGCCCUACCUUACCCUUCUCCUCUGCCCCAUCCCCUUAACUCACUGCCCCUCAUUCUCUAGUAAAGGUUAAAACCACACCAGAGGGACUUCCCUAGCGGUCCAGUGGUUAAGACUUCCACAGCUGGGGGGCAUGGGUUCGAUCACUGGCUGGGGAACUAAGAUCCCACAGGCUGUGAGGCGUGGCCAAAAAAUCUUCAAUACAUAAUUGAGAGGUAAAUGCUUCCAUCUUAAAACAAACAAACAAACAAACAAACCACACCAGAGGGCUUAGUUGAGCCAAAAGAAAAGGUAGGCCUAGGAUGCAGAUGCAGAUAGGUGGGGGAGGGGUGAUGAAGUCAAUGGACAUUUGUCAUUUCUAGCCCUCAGCAUCCUAAGACUACUCUGAUGUCCUUUCAGGCAACUGACUCUCCAGCUCUGUGUACAGCCUUGUUGGGAGAGUAAAAUCAAAUGUUUGCUCUCCCUCGACAGAAACCAAGGAGCUUCCCUAGGGGGUGCUUCCCCCAGAUCCUUUCUCUCUAUAUCCUGAUAGGGCCAUAGAUGGCCCUUGACCAAUCAAAUAAUCUCAUGCAACUUUUAUUUCUUUCAAAGAGUGAUGCAAGAGGCAAAGAAAUGGCUUGCAGUGGAGCCAGGCAAGACAACUAAGCAGUUCUUUCUCUUGGUCAGUUCCAAGCCUGGUUCCUUAGGUUUCCCUUCCACCCUGUGAGGCUUUCCUCAGUGGAGAAAUACAUAUUUUAAGUUCCCACCUUCCUCCCCUACUCCUCAACUUUUCUUAAUCCCCCUCAUCAGAGUUAACGUCUGUCACCAGUUUGGUGUGUUUUUUAUCUCAUUUUUGUUUUUAAAACAUGCAUGUGUCAUAUAAAUUGGAUUAUAUUAUACGUAUUGUUAUACAACUUGCUUUUUAUUAGCUGUGAUCUUCUAUUUCUUUUGUAUCUUAUCAUCAUCCCUGAUUAAAAAUGUACAUAAAAAUUCUACCAAAGUUGGAGUCUAGCGGUAGGGUGGGACUUGGUUAAUCUCACUAUUACACAGCCCAUAAGAGAAUGGGCUCAAGUUCAGCUGGCUGAACAAGGAUCCUAAGGAAUGCUAACUAUGUGCCAGGCUGUAAAGUUCUCACAGGCGACAUAAAGGUCCUUGAGCAGGGAAAUCUCAUGAUGAAGACAAUGUUUCGUGAAGAGUAACUUGGCAACAGUGAAGAUAAUAUAGACAAGAAGAAGGAGAGAUUGGACAGCAGGGAGACUAGCUCAGUGGCUAAUAGAGAAGAGUAGAUCUGAAGAAAUAAAAUUCUGGAUUACUGCGGUGGUCAGAAAAAUAGAGAGAAACUUUUCCUGAAUUAUAAUAAGGUAGACUAGUAGAGUGGAAGAAACAAAUGAUUGGAAUUAGAAGAUUAGAUUUGAAUUCCAGCUCUGAAAUUUAUUAGCUGUGUGACAUUUGGUAAGACACGUCCCUGCUCCAUAUCUUUUUCCCUGUCAAUAAGGUGAAGAAACUGGAAUAUCUUAAACUGGGCCUUUAAGUUUUGGGGUUUUUUUCCAGCAGAACCCCCACUCCCCGCAUAGGUAAAGGGCUCAGAGCCCCAGCUCUCCUUCAUUACACCUCUCAGCCACCUCUGAGGCAUUCCUGAGGAAAUCAACAGAGGACUAGUGCACAGCAUUAGAGAAUUCUCUAAACACUCUACUACCAAAUCUAAUAUUCAGUGACUCAGGUGGGUAAACUUGGCAGAAGUGUCUAGGAAAAUCAUACUGACCACAAUAGUUGCCACAGAAUCAUAUUAGAAAGGGUGAACUGACUUCUGAUAAAUCUGCCUGUUUCUCUUUACAGGUCAAAUCCAAUUAAAUGUCCAAAAUCUCAUCCAGUGCUUCUGCAAAUGGUAAUGUGACCUCUAUAUAAACAAUACAGUCACAAAUAAUUCACUGCCUAACAAUUCAGCUCAUUCCAACUUGAGGUCCUCUAACUAUUCAACUGUUCUUCCUUAUUAAGUCAAAACUGUCCGCUAUCACUGCCAUCUGAAAUAAAGGUCCUUAUUCCACCUUGUGAAGCUAAACCAAGUAAAUCUAACCCCUCUUCCACAAGACAGUCCUGCAAUUGUUUGAGAAGAGCUCUCAAGUCUACCUUAUCCCCCCUUAUUCUCUCUUGCUCUGGCCUACCAGGAAUGUUCCACAGAAGUGGCCUGCUCCAGUUUUGGAUCAAUUCAACAUUCUCUGAGCAUCUAAGUACAAGUAGAUCUGUACUUAUUCACAGCUUUAAAGACUUAAACAAAUCAGAUGGUCUUCCUUGAAACAAAUGACUGGCUUUAUAAUAAAGUGUAAAUAGAACCUAAAUUCAUUAUCUGGUAACCAUUAUUUUCUUACUAAACGUUAGCUGGUGCCAGUGUAUCAGAAGUAGAUUGCUAAAUCUUUUAACCCAAAGCAAACUGUGAAAACAUCUACUCAGGGAUCCAAAAAGAUCCAAGACUCAAGGUCCAAUGUAGCAAGGAUAAAUAACAUAAAUAAAGCUUAUACUCUCAUCAGCUCUCAGGGGAAUGUAAUUCUCACUGGUACAAAAGUUAAUUAUCACCAAGGUGACUUGCAAUAUCAGUGUUAGUAAGAAAGCUUCAUUCACCAUUCCUCAUCCCACCCAUUCCAUAUUCCACCACCAGGUCUGCAAAAUCAGGGGUCUGUGGCUUAGGCCUGGGUAUCCUCCAAUCUGGGUAAUUUGGGGAUGGGGAUUAGGAAGUGUGACUAAGUCCCUAAGGAGAAAGCGAGCUGGCACAGCCAGUCUGUGAUGCCUGUGGGAGUGCUGAGCCUUUACGGUUUCCUGUGCCCUGGUUGUCCUAGUAACCUGAGGCCUCCCUAUUUGUGUUGGCAUCGUGGGGCCAAGAGCGGAAGCAAAGCUGAAGCACCAGGAAGACUUGCAGGGAAAAAAUGCGGGUAAUGCAGCAGUUAUGCUCCAGGAAGGUCAAGCCUAGGGCAUAAGAAUUACCUCUCCCUAAGGGGAGUUGGAGGAAGAGGAGCACACCCAAGAACCCUUCUCCAAGGGGAAGGGGGCAGAGGUGUGCUCAAAGAGCACGGACGAGGAAGGCUCAAGGAAGAGGGGGAAAGAUGUUUCUGAGAAGGAAGGGAAGAGAAGGGAGAGGGACUUUAGGGACUCUCAGGGAGAGAGAUUAAAUGAGCGAUUUUUUUAAAGUGUUGCUUUUGAGAUAUGGGAGAUGAGAUAUAACUUUCAUCUUCUACCCCUUCUAAGAAACUUCCAACAAAAACUGACAUUACUCAUCAGGGCUUUGGGGGUUGGAUUUGUGUUUUUUUCUAGUUGUGACAACAUGUAAGACUGGCCUCCAGACAGAUCAAGAGCCCAGUUACAUAUGUGUUUACCAGGUCUGAGGUGACCAUAAGAUUUCUGGAGCAGCCAAAAGACAGCCAUGUGACAGUGUACUAACUCCCAGAGUUUAGAGCUAUGCUGACACAAGACUCACUCACCUCAUUCAGCUAUUUAAAUUUAAAUUAACUAAAAUUUAAAAUUCCAUUCCUCAGUCACACUAGCCACAUUUCAAGUGCUCAAUAGCCACAUGUGGCUAGUGGCUACUGUUUAGACAGGACAGGCAGAGAACAUUUCCAUCAUCAUAGUAAGUUCUAUUGAACAGUGUUGGAGUAAAGAAAAAAGCUUAGAUAAAUAGCUAACAAAAUACAAACACUUUCAAAUCUUUAAAGAGCUGCCACAUUGAAAAACAAGUAGACUCUUCCCAUAUGUUUCACAGAGCAGAACUGCGGGGGAAAAAAUGAGAUGCUAUAGCAAGGCAGACUUAGCUGAACAACCCUCUAGUACCUAAAGCUAGAUGACAAUAGAAUGGGCCACCUUCACCACAGGUGGCAGUAAUCCACUGCAUUCAGUAGAGACAGUUAAGCAAAGACCUCCUUGGUCAUAUUUCAGAGAUAACAAAGAACUAGAUGCCUUCUCAGCAUCUAGUUUUGAGUCUAUAAUUUUAAGAAAAGGGCAAUUUAUAAAAUGAGAUAAAAGUGAGAGUCAUAAAUGGCAUUUUAAAAGUCACUACUACCACAAGUAGACUGUGGGGCAGGCAGGCAAAAUUAAAGCAUAUAUGUAGAUAAGUAACUUCGUCAGAAUUAGUGAUGGUUAGCUGGGGGUUAAUUAUUAGUGGUGGGGCUAUCAUUUAUGUACCGAUUUAUAAGCAGAAAAAAAUUAAAAAGAAAAAAUUGGUAAGAAUGGUUCUAAUGGUGCAGAGACAAGGCCGGAAAACUUCAAUACAGGUCAUCAAGAGAAACCUGACUAUAGUUGAAACCAGUACCACAACCAAAGAAUCUUUUAUAUUCUCUGCCAGAGAGAAUAUGAGCUGUUUGGGUACAGCAACUGCCUGUUCUUGGGACUCUGGCCCCUUCAUCCCAUCCUCCUGCCUUUCACCACAGCCUUACAAGUCAUCUCUCUUAACUCCUGAAACUCAGCCACCUUCAAACAGUCUCUUGAUCUCCACAGGCAAGACUCUCUCCUCUCCUUCUCGUCUGAAUACAGAAUGCCAAAGGAUACUGUCUCUUAACCUUCUAUCCUAGCUAUGAAUUUACUCAACCUCAUCUUCCACCCCAAAAUGUAUUUGGCUUGAUUAUAAUGUAAUAUACUGAAUACACAUAGUCAUUUACUGACUUAUGGUUCUAUUAUCUGUGUACUUUGGUGUGUGUACAUAUAUGAGAACAUUCAUGCACACACAUGAGAUAAUAUCCAUUACUGGUAAGCAUUUAGGAAUCUGGCACCAGGAUUCUGAAAUGCACUAUACAGUGCCUAGCACGACACCAAGCUUAAGUGGUCACUCAAUGGACUUUACAAUAAUAGCCACGUCAUGACUCUGUAUGCAAAAUGUUGGAAGGCGAGACUGAAGUAGAUGUGAAUUUGGCGACUUUUUUUUCUUGUAGGAAACAGAAUGGAAGCAUAAGCAUCUUGUGCUGUAUAUAGAGGAAGAAUGUUUAAUCACGAGGAGAAGGUUGAAGCCUUGCUGAAAGUAAGCAUAAUAGAGUGUACAAAGAGUCCAGAAUAAGAAAAAAGUGAUAGAAGAGGAAGGAAGACAGAAGUGGAUCAUGCAGAAUAAAUAAUGCCUAACCUUUUAAAAAUCCGGGGUCUUACCAAAGAGAAAGGAAGAAAAAGAGAUUUCAACAUAAGAGAGUUUAAGAUGGAGAAGAGCCAGAAAGGGCUGUAGGCUUAAAAAAAACAAAAUCAAUGAAGAAGCAGUGGUGUAUGUUGGCAAAGAGAAGUGUAGAGUUGAGGGGAGGGAGAGAAUUUAUGGUAGAGGAAGCUGGUGUGAAGUUUUCCUCUAAAGAUGCCCAGCAGAGCAAAGAAGGAAUGAAGGCAAAGGCCACUAGGAAUAAGGUAGGGCUGGGGCUGAAACACCACAGGAGAAAACAACAGGGCCCAGAGUGGGAAAUUACAUUCUUUCUAAAAAAUUAACUGACCCAGAUUUUCUUGCUUGGGGCCAAAGGUAACUAGAAUUUAAGGAUCUUUAAAAUAAAUUAUAACAAUCCUAAUCCUUGCAAUUGCCUUUGGCCCAAGAUAACAUCAAUUUAAAAGAUCAUGAUAGAAUUAGUGUCAGUUUCUGACACUGUAGAGUUGAUUUUAGAAGAGAAACAAGACUAAUAAAUUGCUCUGUUUAUAGAAAUACUAUCCUGAAUAACAACUUUAGCUGUAUCUCUCUAUCAGCCACAGGGUAAAUAUAGAAACUUUAUACAGUUACAUACAUGUCCACAGAAGACAAUAAGUAACCUAACAUCUAUGGUAAAGCUGAGUUACUUAUCUUUCUAUACUGUAGCCCAAUGAAAUGUUUUACUGGAUUUAGGAUACAUAGUGCAAGUUAAAGGGCUGCACACACAAAAGUUAAGGUUAAAAGUAAAGACCAUAAGAUGAGGGAGAGGAAAACUAGAACUGCUAUGCUACUGACAUAGAACUGAAGCAUUAACAACACAAGAACUCCCACACAUCAGUGAGGGGAAAAUGGCACAAAAGCAAGACAAAGGAAAAGACUCGAUGCCAUAUAACUAAUCUUGGUAGCCUCACUUUGGGGUUUUAAAUCAAAUACUGAAUCAGAUUCUUCAACUUUUCUAUUUUUAAAAAUUCAACGAAAUUACUUAAAUUGCUUGAUAAAUGCAGUCAUGCAAUGUUAAAUGACCAUAGAAAUUAGAGGAUCAAUGCCUAAUCUUUUGGCAAAGACUGAAGGCGGCAGUAGUGCUAGACACAGAUAACCUUGCGUUUAAGCUCCUCCCUACUGCUUAGAGUCCAUCGUUUCUGCCUGCGAGGCCAAUCCGAAUUCCUCAUCUCGGCAUUCAAAGCCUUUAGUGACCUCGCCACAACUGUACCCAAAGAGCCCUAACUCCCGCUACUCCCUAUCUCUCACUCUCGGAGCGCACCGGCCUCUGGACGGACCUGAUCUCUGGGGGGGUGGCCAUUUCCCCUUUCCCGCCUGGGUGGAAGUCUCCUUCCAUCUAAGGCUCUGGCUGGCCCAGGCUUAUCCAGCACUCCAGCCAACAGCGCUCUCGCUCCGUAGCCCCGCAUUCCUCCCGGCCCUUUCCGGGUCUCUCCUCCCCGACUCUCUCGGUGUUGCCCCGGGGCCCCUCUCCCUCGGCUCCAGUGUUCCCCCGGGGACUCGCCCGCCUCCCCGGGCAGUCACAAGCUCUGCGGGUCGGUGGGUGUCUGUUAGGUGCUUCGUGCCUGGGCGAAACCCAGACCCGGACCCCUCGGGGCCCUCCCCCCAACUCUCUCGGGCGCUUCCACGACCCUCCCCGGGCUCCCCACGCCAGCCCAGCGGCCCCUCGGGGCUACAGCCCCCAAACCUCCCCGCCGCCGCUGCCAGUCCUUCCUAUCCUAUCCGGCGGGGGGGUCGGCGGUGACUCACCGAAGGGCCAGCGGCUGGGGGGUCGGAAUGCGCUCACUUCCUCCCCGCGCGCACCUGCCCGGAGCUGUUGGAGCGCCGCCCAGCCGAGCCUCCGGCGGAUGUUUUUCUGUCCCCGCGUGGGCAGCGCUCGCCAGCCGCCCCCUCCCGGCCCGAGAGCCAGCCGCCGCGCCCCCCAGCAACUGGCAUCGCGGAGUUGAGCCCUGACCACAGAACCCCCAGCCCCCAACACACGCGGCAACCACAAGCGUGGCCUCUGGCCCCAGAAGCUAGGCAGAUGCACACGCGAGCGCGCACACCAGCAGGCGUGCAAGAAGCGGGUUCAAACAACACCUCCCCGCCGCCCUCUCCCCCACCCAACGUCUGGGAAAGGGCUCCUGGCUCCGCCCCAGCCUUUCUUUCCAGAAGCCCCCUACUCCUGCCCCUAUAUGCCUACCUCAUCUUCAUUACAGGCGGCUAACUCUCACCUCUCCUGUCCCAUGACCUCACACACACCAAUCCCCAUCGGGGCCCCCCUGCCUACAGCAUGACCACCACCACCACCUUCAAGCUCCCUAGCUCCCCCCUCAUGUCCGCCCCCUAUUGGUUUGGCUCCAGGAUGCAGGAGCAGAGGGUAGUCUAUGGUCCAAACAUCAAGGGUGUCAGCCGGUGCCCCACAAAGGCACCAGCAGAGCUAUACACCACUGACAAGACUUCUGGGCCCUUCUAUUAGUCAGGCCUUCUAAUCCACCUGCUCCAGCCCAGAGCAGUCCAAGGCCAUGCCUCCCACACGCCAGCCUACAUCAGGGCACCUUGCUCCUCUGUGAGUUUUCUUUUUUUCUCUUGCUCCUCUGAAAUGGAAAGGAUAUCAGACCUGACUAGGGUGAAGGUGCACUGCAGUCCGCAUCUCCAGCCACUUAAGCUGUCUUCUUGGAAGAAAACAGAUAUGGAGUUUGGGGUGGACUGGCGAAGCUGUUUCUGAAUGGUGAGGAGGUGAGAGGAAGGGUAGCCCUCUAGAAAAGUCAGCCAGAAGUAGCUGGAUCUGAACCACUGGGUGGCAGGGAGUGGGAGUCUUGGGGUAAAUGGAACUAAAGACUUACAAGGAAAAAUAGAAUAAAUGCCAAAGUGAUCGGCCCUGUGGGUAGGAGGAGAAUAGCUGGAACAGGGGUCUUUGAAGUGUGAAAAAGUGAAAGAAAUCCAGCUUGAUUGGGGCAAUUAGUACCAAUGAGAUGGCCAGCAUUAGACUGGUCAGAAAGGAGAACUUGAGAGUUCACUUGAGUGGGGAUGGGAAGAAGUGGAUCAGAAUCCUUACCAGAAAAAGCAGGAGUCCUAAAGUUAGCUGGAAGGAUGGAAAAAGGAUACCUCUUCCCAGGGUAGAAGUGAGGAUACUGACCUAGGAAAAGUAGGCUUUAUUAGCAACACUGUUUCUCAAAGCAAACAUUUAGAAUUUGAAGGAUACACGGACCAAAAGCAAAAUGUUGCUGGAGGCAGGUUUUGAAGUUGUUGGGGAUGACAAGAAGCGUAAGCGUGAAAGGGGCAGAAGUCUGUGCCAGGAGAGAGCAGCCCCAGCAGAAGCCUUCAGCUGUGCACACAGAGCUGCUCACCAUCACUCAAAGAAAGGAACGUCUAGCACCAGCCACAGUAGUCACUCUUUUCAGAGGGCUAUGUGCCAGGGACAGUACUAGGAGCAUUACACGCAUUAUCUCAUUUCAUCCUCUUGACAACCCUAUGAGUUAAUAUUGCUAUCCCAGUUUAUAGAUAAGGAAACAGGUUUAGAGAGGUGAACUAACUUGCCCAAUGUCACACAGCUCUUAAGUAGAAUCAGGAUCUAAAUCCAGAGUCUGACUCUUUAACCUAUACUCUUAAUCACCCAUCUUUAGGUUCUCCAGAACUUGCAGGAAACCCAAAAAAGGAUGUCAGAGGAUAAGUUCCUAAAUUCUUAUUUCAUAAUGUACACGAGAUAAGAGGGGUAUCUCUGUGAAACUGGCGUGACCCAUACCAUUAGGGCAUUUAGAGAUGUUCUUUGAAAGAACCAUCCCCAGACAUGGGGAGAACCUUUAUUUGCAGUAUGUUUGGGGGUGAUGAACAAUGGAUAAUCUCUGGGAUGCCUGUAAAAAAGAGACACCUGCCCCCCAGCCCCAAUCUCUGAGGGGCAGCCAUAUCUCUAGGAUACUGCAAGGAGACCCUGCCCUAGGGUCUGAGAGAAACAUUCUCCACUCCAGGUGCCUGUUCACUCUCCUGGAGCCUCUGGCUGUCGCACCCUACUGCAUCUCCUCGGUUUGGCUGGGGCACAGGAUUAGCCAUCCCCAGGAAAUGCCUCCCUCCGGUCCAGGCAGGGAUCCCAGCGUACACACCCCUGGAGAGAGAGAGAGAGAGAGAGAGAGAGAGGGAGACAGAGCGAGAGAGAGAGAGAGAGAGAGACAGAGAGAGAGGGAGACAGAGCGAGAGAGAGACAGAGAGAGAGACAGAGAGAGAGAGAGAGAGAGAGAGAGAGAGAGAGAGAGAGGGAGAGAGACAGAGCGAGAGAGAGACAGAGAGAGAGACAGAGAGAGAGAGAGAGAGAGAGAGAGAGAGAGAGAGAGAGAGAGAGUGUGUGUGUGUGUGUGUGUGUGUUUUACAGGGCGGGGGAAGAUGGUGGAAUGCUUCCUCUCCAGGCCAGGGAAGAGUUCUGGGGACCACCUGGGGGCCCCCACCCCUCCCACCUCCUUGCUGGGGAAGUGCCCAGUCCAGUGCCCCUUCCAUGGCCACCUCCCUCCCCCUAGCUGUGUGGGGCAUGAAUCAGCUCUCACAGCUUGUUAAAGCUAGACCUCUUGUUUUCAUGCCCUCACCUCAGGAAACAGAGUUACAGCUUUUCCAGCUCUACUCAGCAGGGGGCCAGGGUCCUCACUUUAUAAACAUCCCCAAGCCUGUGAGAGGGCACGGAGAUGGUACGAGACAGGAGCCCAGGGGAGAAAGACAGAAACUAAGACUCGAGGAGAGAAACAAAGAAGAGACAAGGAGACAAGACCAGAGUAGCCUGAACAGAAGCCAGGAACGGUCCGAAAGGGCCGUACUGCAGAAAUGGCCUUAUGGAUGCUCUGGGCUGGACAGGUUAAGGGGACCCUGGGCGGCUGGGGGAUCACCUGCUUGGUGAUAUCUCUGCUCCUCCAGCUCCCAGGAGUCCACAGCAAGUGCUACUUCCAAGCUCAAGCGCCCUGCCACCAUGAAGGGAAAUAUUUCACCCUGGGCGAGUCUUGGCUCCGCAAGGACUGUUUCCACUGCACCUGUCUGCAUCCCGUCGGUGUGGGCUGCUGUGACACGUGAGUGACCACUGAGGGCCAGAGAGAAUGGCUCUGAUGUGCGUGACUGAGAUGGCCAGGGCAUGACUAGAUUGCUGCGGUGUGAGAAUGAACAAAGUAGCAGUAUGAAGUUGGCCGAACCUGAAGGUACCAACAAAAAUGUGAGAGAGAAGGCUUCAGGCUACAAAGUAAGGGGAGUGGGGGUGGAUCUGGAGGGAAAAUAUUCCUGCUAUGAAACGAAAAAAAUCCAUAUAUGGCAGGCAAGAGCUCGGUUAGGGUGGACAGGGGCACUGGGGGAAGAUAUGGGAGGAACGCUGGGAGGGGGGAUGCGAGGCAGGGAUAAAGGUGGACCUUCACUGUCCUGACUCCUUCCCCGUCCUUUGGUUCCCCAGGUCCCAGCAUCCUAUCGACUUCCCCGC
Messenger RNA from Physeter macrocephalus (sperm whale), 13808 nucleotides. RefSeq names its product microseminoprotein, prostate associated (gene MSMP). NCBI's taxonomy places the organism in Eukaryota, Metazoa, Chordata, Mammalia, Artiodactyla, Physeteridae. The coding region runs from base 13172 to 13414 and encodes 80 amino acids. The transcript has 2 exons. Gene Ontology annotation, cellular component: cytoplasm. The record is from RefSeq and is a predicted model, not a curated record.